Phasianus colchicus (ring-necked pheasant) is the source of this 2544-nucleotide messenger RNA. It is a transcript of the gene GRAMD2B, whose product is annotated as GRAM domain containing 2B. NCBI's taxonomy places the organism in Eukaryota, Metazoa, Chordata, Aves, Galliformes, Phasianidae. The record is from RefSeq and is a predicted model, not a curated record. Gene Ontology annotation, cellular component: cytoplasmic microtubule.
CCGCCCCGGGGCGGGAGCAGCAGCGGCGCGGUCCGUCCCGUCCCGCCGCGGCGGCGGAGGGUCGCGCAGUGCGGUGCCGAUGGUGCUCAUGACGGAGCAGCGCUGCGAUGCGGAGGAGUGGAAGGCUGGGCGGCCGGCCGGCCGGCGGGAGCACAGGAGCGCCCUGCAUCUUUCUGAUGUAGAAAAUGGAACAAGUGAAAGAAGAAAGCCAGGAAAAUCACCUGCUGUUUUGCUGCAGACUCCUACCAGUGAAGUGGAACAUUUUGAUGAUGGGAAGAAAGUUGAUUUUGCUAGGACAAAGAGCAGUACAGAAAGUCCACUCCUGACAAUGGAAAGCAAGAAUGAUUCCAAAAUUGAAAGGAAAAAACAUAUCUCAAAUCAGCUGAAGGCAAAUGCACACUUUCAUAAGCUGUUUCUGGAUGUUUCCAUUGAUGAGCCACUAAAACAAAGUUUUACCUGUGCUCUCCAGAAAGAAAUUCUUUAUCAAGGAAAGCUGUUCCUUUCUGAAAAUUGGAUUUGUUUCCAUUCCAAGGUUUUUGGUAAAGACACUAAGAUCAGCAUACCCGUGCUCUCAGUGACACUUCUGAAGAAAACCAAGACUGCCCUUCUUGUGCCAAAUGCUCUGAUCAUAGCAACAGUCACAGACAGAUAUAUGUUUGUCUCCUUACUCUCCAGAGAUACAACCUACAAGCUAUUAAAAUCCAUAUGUAGACAUCUUGAGGAUACGAGUAUGGGCAACAGUCCCAAUCCAUCUUCUGUUGAAAAUAGCUUCAGGGCUGAUCGUCCUACAACUCUAUCCCUGGAUUUCAAUGAAGACUAUUCUGAUCUGGAUGGAAUAGUACAGGAGCAGAGACAAGAGAUGGAGGAGUCCAGCAGCACAGGCUCACAGACCCCGGAGCUAGAACGCUUCCAAGAUUAUCGCGUUGUCGAGACACAGACGCACCUGAAAGUUUCAAAGACUGAAACAAAGUCUGUCCGUUCCGAUGCACGCAGUAAAUGGGUACCUGAAGGAAAAGCCAGAAAUUGCCUUCGAAAUGCAGGUCAUUCUGAACCUUUCAGAUUCUUCCACAAAGUUAAGUUCCAGAAGCUCUUAUCUCUGAACCAUAUACUUAUAUUUUAUGCAGUUCUUGUCUGUAUUUUAAUAUUUUCUACCUUCUACAUGAGAUAUAAAAUCAAUGUCCUGGAAGAACGUCUUAUCUCCAUUGCAUCUUUUGAUUCACAUGUUAAGGAACAUCCAGUGCGCCAACGCUUGGAAUCUCACCUGCAAAUUAAUGCCGAUGCCAUCUGUGAUGAGUUAACUGCUAAUCUGAUGAGAUUGGAAAAGAUACAGAAUAACUUACAAAAACUGCUUGAAGAUGGUGAAUGAAAUGUUUAUGUUCUUGGACUGCUUCAGACUUCAUUCAUCUCGCUUGACAAACAGAUCCAAAGGAGCUCUGCUGGACGGAGUUCAAGCUUCUUUAUUUUCAGUCCAAGCCAAGGUUAAACUGCUGAUGCUCAUGUCACUACACAGGAAGUCAUGUUAUUGUUUAACAACUAUGUUUGUCUGCAUGUUUUGAAAAUAAGGGUUUUAUUUUUCCUUCAUUAUUGUGUGUGAAGUAAUUAAUGGAUUUUACAGUUUUGAUUUUAGCUUUCCUUGCACCAGUGCAAACCUGAAGCAACUCCUUUUAUCUCAGCCUUCCUUUUCUGCCUCUUUUCAUGUAUUUGUAAGUAAGCAUUUCAGACAGAAUUCAUAUGCUGACAUGUUGCGUGAAUGAGCUGGUGUGUGUCUCACAGCCGUGGCUAAGGGCUGUGCUUUUCACUUUCUGUCUUAUCAUCCAAAGAUUAAAACCAAACACCACUGGAUUUGAUUCUGUGGUGUGCUGAAUGUUUGAUGUGUGCUCAAGCUCUCAGGUGCUGUAAAAAAUCUCAAUUCCAUAUUCUGUGGCACUGGAUCACUGCUGAGCAUAAAGUCCAUUUCUACUGGGGAUUCAUUUUACAUCAAAGUCGAGCUUGAAAUACGUGUGAACUUGCCAACUCACCAUUCAGUUGCUUAUGAAUAGCAUUAUGGAUAUGACAUGUCUGGAAAACCAACUGUUUUUUUUCUGUCUGCUCUAUCUCUGUCCGUUAAGUUAAUUCCUCAGUGUGAAGAUCUCAGCUAGCUUUCGUUGCAGCUGCAUAGAGCCUUGGUUGGCUAAGCAAGUACAUUUCAUAUUCCAGUUUAUAUAAGUCUAGACCUGAUAUGGAACAGAUAUUUCCAAAUAAUAGAAACUGGCAAAUCACCAAAAUUAUUUUUAUUGCCACAUUCUUAACUGAAAGAAAAGGUAGACAUCUGCUUUGUUAUAUCACAAUAUUUUUUCGCCUUACCCAACAGGAUAACUGUUUUGGAUUUAUUUUUGUUUGUUUGUUUCUGAUUCACAGAGCAGACUGGUUCAUCUGAAAAAGCAAUAUUUAGGAUAAUGACAACCUCUGUAUGCAAUAUGACUGUUUAUAUAUGCUCUGCAUUUUAUAACCAUUUCUGUGAAAUGCACCUUACUUUGUUUAAAUAAACUUUUUUGAAACAAGCAA